AUGAUAUCAGAAAUUAAUGCAGCUAUUGAACAAAACGAUUUCCAACGAGUAAAAGUCUUAGUUGAAGCUAUCGUUGAACAACACACAAAUACAUUUCAUUUUGACACCUAUCAUGCCGACAAUACUUUCAAACAGUUAUGGGAAUCUAUGUUCCUAUGUUUGGCCGCAGACAGUUACAAAUGUAUUCACAAACAAUGUUUAACGUGCAUUCGGCUUCUGAGCCGAGACAAAACACAUUUAAAAGAUAUUAUAAUUGAACAACACGUAAACAUUCUACUUCAGUGUGCUAAUCUUGUUGAAGACACAUUAUGCAUAGUAAUUACAACCGAAAAUACAGACGUUAUCGUAGAAGGCCUGAAAUGUCUGUGUAAUAUAGUCUAUAAUUGUGACACUGCACAAGAAGUAUGCUGUUCGAACAAAACUGUUGAUUGCAUUGUGCUCAGACUAAGAACAUAUUUUGAACAGAAUAUUCCAUAUGCCAUAAAAUAUUUUGACAUCAAACUUUUAUUUCUUUUAACGGCAUUUAACAAGGAUAUAAGAUUAAAAAUCACAGAAGAGUUACAUGGUCUCACAUACCUAACAGAAGUCUUGGACAAUAUAUUACGUGACACUAUUGAAGAUGCAUCCAAAAACAAUUCAUCUAGCUUACAGGAAGAUAAUGUGUUACUCAGCUGUGAAAUACUGAAAACUUUAUUCAACUUGACCGUAAUCCCAAUCAGUGAGUCAUCUGAGGAAGAUGAUUAUUCUAUUUGGAUUAGAUUGAUUUCUAUAUUACGUGACCUGCUUGUCACCUCAACUUUUGUCCCAUUAUUUCAAGAUAACAUCAUUUGCAAUGUUGUCAACUUGUUGACAAAUGUACCACCACCUUGUUUGGAUCAAUUGCUGGUUAAAAGUCAUUGGUGUGACGUUGAUGCUUUAAAAGUGAUAGUGAAUUUUCUUGACACCCGAUUGUGUAGUACAGAGAAUCCAUUAUAUGAACAUAUAUCACCAGCAUUGAUGGUAUUAUUAAAAGGAUCAAGAUCUAUUGCAAAAUUCCGUUGUGAAGUUCGACAACAAAUUUUACCUCCAUUGAAAGAUGUUAUCAAUCGACCUGAACAGGGAAAUACAUUGCGUAAUAAAUUGUGUCGUUUGCUCACUACACCCAAUGUGAGUCUUCGCGACUUGGUUGCUGAACUGUUAUUUGUCUUAUGUAAAGAAAAUGUGGGUCGUAUGAUCAAGUAUACAGGAUUUGGUAAUGCGGCUGGUUUAUUUGCAAAUCGAGGAUUACUUUGUAAAACUUCAAAUCCAGAUUACUCGUCAGAUAGUGAAGAUAGUGAUACAGAAGAAUACCUAACAUACAAAGACCAAAUAAAUCCAGUUCUCGGUUGUUAUGAACCACCAAAACCUAAUCCAUUUGAGUGUAUGUCUGUUGAACAACAAGAACACGAAGUAAUGCAGUUGGUUUCUAAAAUGGAUAAACUCACUAGGGAAGGAGUGAUACAGCCGUGUAAAAUUGGUGAUGAUGGACGACCAAAACCUAUUGAACAUGUUCUUCAACUUCAAGAAGAAUUAAUGAAUCAUUUUACUAACAUUAAAAAUAAAGAUGGACCAGAUGAUGAGAGUGAUUAA
Macrosiphum euphorbiae (potato aphid) is the source of this 1608-nucleotide messenger RNA. The record is from the annotation of a GenBank genome assembly. Lineage: Eukaryota; Metazoa; Arthropoda; Insecta; Hemiptera; Aphididae.